This is a messenger RNA of Impatiens glandulifera, 1078 nucleotides long. RefSeq names its product proteasome subunit alpha type-7-like. The transcript has 3 exons. NCBI's taxonomy places the organism in Eukaryota, Viridiplantae, Streptophyta, Magnoliopsida, Ericales, Balsaminaceae. Bases 125 to 871 code for a protein of 248 amino acids. Gene Ontology annotation, biological process: ubiquitin-dependent protein catabolic process. Gene Ontology annotation, cellular component: proteasome core complex; nucleus; proteasome core complex, alpha-subunit complex. The record is from RefSeq and is a predicted model, not a curated record.
CAAGAAAAAAGAAAGAGAGAUCACCUAUAGUCUAUAGAACACCCAAAGAAGAGAAGAGCAAAUCACAAUCAAACAAUCGAAGAAUCGAGGAAUCAGCAGCAUCUAGAAGAAGAAGAAGAAGAUAAUGGCGAGAUACGACAGAGCCAUAACUGUAUUCUCCCCCGAUGGACAUCUUUUCCAGGUCGAAUACGCCCUCGAAGCUGUUCGUAAGGGAAACGCCGCCGUCGGCGUUAGGGGCACAGACACCGUCGUCCUCGGCGUCGAGAAGAAGUCCACGGCCAAGCUCCAAGAUUCCAGAUCAGUAAGGAAGAUUGUAAACCUGGAUAAUCACAUUGCAUUAGCCUGUGCUGGGCUUAAAGCAGAUGCCCGUGUCCUUAUUAACAGGGCACGUAUAGAAUGUCAAAGCCACAGGCUUACUGUUGAGGAUCCAGUAACUGUUGAAUACAUUACUCGUUACAUAGCUGCCCUCCAGCAGAAGUAUACACAGAGUGGUGGUGUCAGGCCAUUUGGGCUUUCAACUUUAAUUGUUGGCUUUGAUCCCUAUACUGAUGUACCAUCACUCUAUCAAACUGACCCAUCAGGAACAUUUUCUGCCUGGAAGGCUAAUGCAACUGGAAGAAAUUCCAACUCGAUGAGAGAAUUUUUGGAGAAGAACUUUAAAGAAACUUCUGGCCAAGAAACUGUCAAACUUGCUAUUCGGGCCUUGCUCGAGGUUGUUGAGAGUGGAGGAAAGAAUAUCGAAGUUGCUGUUAUGACAAAGGAGGGAUUGCGUCAACUUGAAGAAGGUGAGAUCGAUGCUAUUGUUGCUGAAAUUGAGAAAGAGAAAGCGGAUGCUGAGGCUUCCAAAAAAGGCCCUCCCAAGGAAACAUAAUUUUCUUCUUUGAUCAGAUUUUAAGAUAUACUUGACUUCAUUUGCAUCAGUUAGUACUCUCAGCAAGGCUAUAUUUAUCUGCACAACUCUUUGUUUUAAAUGUCAUUUCGAGGCCUGUACCGAUCAAAUCAUACCCGAAAAGGAAGAUUUUGGUAGACAGAAAGGCUGACCUCAAAUUCAAAAAAUGUUUUUCAGUGUUAUUGUGUU